AUGCAAUUAACGUUUCUGGACUUUGAAGCCGCUUUCGACUCUCCUUACCGAGGCCGUCUUUUCAACGCGCUCAGCGCCGGUGAAGUACGAAGGAGGUUCGUUCGUUUGCUUGAUGAAAUAAAUCAACGAACGACUGCUGCAGUUCGAACACCACCCGGAUGUACAACACCGUUCGAGAUGGUAACUGAAGUAAGACAAGGGGCAGUGGCAACACCCUUCCUGUUCAAUUUUGCCAUCGACAACAUUAUGCCAAGAACAGUAGAUCACUGUCCCGCCGAUAUCAUUCUAGCACCAUCAGAACGCUCUUUGACCGAUCUCGAGUACGCUGGCGAUGUUGUUAUGUUCGCAGAAACCAGUACGAAACUUCAACAUGUUGUCAACUUUGUAUCGAAGCUGGCUGUGGCCUACGGACUACGUUGA
Molecule: messenger RNA, 420 nt
Organism: Necator americanus (New World hookworm)
Lineage: Eukaryota; Metazoa; Nematoda; Chromadorea; Rhabditida; Ancylostomatidae
Exons: 1
Coding region: 1-420 (139 amino acids)
Source: RefSeq, a predicted model, not a curated record